GAGAGUGUGAUUAUAGUUCGAAAUUAAUUGGCCAUAUACGAGUAUCCAGGCGGCAAAUAUAUGUGAUAUUUAUGAAGAGAUAGACAAAGCAUAUCUUAGGAAAAAGAAUAACAUUUACACAAUAGUAAUACUAUGAGUAGUACAUUACUCUAUGCACUACAAAUACAAGGUGACGACGUGUUAUAAAUCACAAUGUAUUUUCAGCAUCAGCAAAAUUAGGAUCGUACUUAUUAGUUGUGAUUGUGGUUUGAUUUGCUCCGGAAGUUAGUCUUAUAUUAUUUAAAUGGCAAUUCAUGGAUCAUUUUCAAUUAAACCGUUUGUGUCCAGUACGAGGAUAAUAUUUGGACUUCUACCAGGACUGGGAUCAUUGAUACUACUCCGUAUGGUGAUUCAUCUUUACAGACCAGACAUCGAAGAUGCUGUAAAUCGUGUCAGAGAUCAUCCAUUUGAUGAAUUAUAUGAAAAUUACGAUUUCAUAAUAGUUGGCGCUGGUUCAGCGGGAUCAGUGGUGGCUAGUCGGUUGUCGGAAAAUCCGGAAUGGAAUAUUCUUUUACUUGAAGCGGGGCAAGAUGAAAACGUGCUGUCCGAUGUGCCUAUUAUGUUCCCAACAUUACAAACAUCGUCAAUAGAUUGGCAGUUUGUUACAGAACCAAGCAAAUAUUACUGCUUAAGUAUGGUAGAUAGCAGAUGCAAGUGGCCACGAGGAAAAGUUUUAGGCGGAUCAAGUGCUUUAAAUGCAAUGCUGUACAUACGAGGAAAUAAAAAAGAUUACGACAAUUGGGAAAGAUUAGGUAAUGAAGGUUGGGCUUACGAAGAUAUUAUAAAAUAUUUUUUAAAAGCUGAAGAUAUGCGAAUUCCCGAGUAUAGAUCCGAUCCAUACCAUUCAACAGGAGGUCCUUUAUCUGUUGAAUAUUUCAAAUUUGAACAACCCAUAACAAAUAAAAUUAUACAAGCUGGAGUGGAACUUGGUUACAGGGUUAUUGACGUAAAUGGUGAAUACCAGACUGGAUUUACGAAAUCCCAUGCCACUGUUGAUGACGGACUACGGUGUAGUACGGCAAAAGGUUAUCUUCGUCCUGCAUCCAAAAGACGUAAUUUUCACGUAAGCGUACACUCAUUAGUGGAAAAAGUUUUAAUAGACAAAUACAAAAAGGUCUACGGGGUGAAAUUCACAAAAAAUGGGAAAUCAAAGAUAAUAAAAUGUAAUAAAGAAGUUAUUUUAUCUGCAGGGGCAAUCCAAUCACCGCAACUUCUAAUGCUAUCCGGUGUUGGUGAUAGUGAACAUUUAAAGGAACUUGGUAUAUUUCCUGUAACCCAUUUAUCUGGCGUUGGACAAAAUCUUCAAGAUCACAUAGCCAUGGGUGGGCAUUCAUUUUUGUUUGACAAUCCAUAUAACAACGGUUCAGAUUACAGUUUCAAUUUAAACAAUAUUAUGUCUAUUCCCAGUCUUAUAGAUUUUGCAUUAUAUAAGAAAGGCCCACUAUACAGUAUGAUGGAAGCUGAAGCAAUGGGGUUUGUAAACACAAAAUAUCAAGACCCUAGAGAAGAUUAUCCUGAUAUUCAGCUUUUUAUUGCACCGACUGCUGAUAAUAUGGACGGAGGUCUAUUUGGAAAGCGCGCUAACGGUCUCUCAGACGAAACUUAUGCGGAGUUAUAUGAAGAUAUUUUAUACAAACCUUCUUUUUCUAUCGUGCCUUUACUUCUUCGCCCUAAAAGUCGAGGAUUUAUUAAACUUCGCAAUACAAACCCAUUUUCACCACCACUUAUUUAUCCAAACUACUAUUCAGAUCCGGAUGAUUUGCUCAGAAUGAUGGAGGGUGCCAAAAUUGCUCAGAGUUUGGUGAAUCAGCCUGCCCUACAAGAGUUAAAUGCCCGACCGAAUCCGAACCGCAACCCAGGUUGUGCAGAACACCCGUUGAUGUCUGAUGAACAUCUUGAGUGCCAAGCUCGGCAUCAUACAUUGACGAUAUAUCAUCCCGUGGGCACCUGCGCCAUGGGACCUGCACAUGACUACAAUGCAGUAGUUAAUCCUCGUUUACGGGUUUAUGGAGUAGAUAACUUGAGAGUAAUUGAUGGUAGCAUAAUGCCGACCAUAGUUAAUGGUAAUACUAACGCCCCUAUAAUAAUGAUCGCAGAAAAAGCAUCAGAUAUGAUUAAGGAAGAUUGGGUUGCAUCUUCAAAUUAUUUGACAACAUACGCGUAUAGAUCUUUUGGUGAUACUAAAGCAAACAAUAUGGAGUUUAGAAAUUCAGAAGAUAUUGUGAAAACGCCAGAUGUAUUUACAGAAAUAAAAAGUCUUUUUCCCCAUUUAUCCGAUAAUCACACUGAAAAUGAUAGCAAAACAAAACAAGACACAAACCAACUAGAUACAAGGAUAAAAAGUUUUGGAAAAAGGCUACAAUCUCUAUAUUUAACAAAUAUUACCAAUCCCAUGAAAACAUAUCAAACACCAAUACUUAAUAACAUACAUUUUGAUAAAAACAAGAGUAAUAGUUUUACAAGCACAUUAUUUAGGCCACAUAGAUAUAAUCAACAUUCAAUAAUAGAAUCAAGGCCUAAUCAAUCACACCUUUCAACUCAAAAUCAAAAUGUAUUUAAUCACUCAGAUAUAGAUACGUCUGCAAUACACAGGUCAAUAAUAUUUAAUAGAGAUCGUACUCCUUCUCCUCCUCCUGCUAAAGACUAUAAAAACACACUAAGCGAUACUAAAAAACAAAUAUACUACUUCAAUACAAACGAAAGAUCAUUUCAAAAUGAUGAAAACAAAGAAUGUAGACUUUGGUUACAUUAUAAUGGAGUACAAUAUGAAAUUCAAUUAUAAAUAAUAAAAAUACUCAUCAUUGCCAAGUUCAUUAAUUCCCGGUGGAUACAUACAACAAACGUUUUUAAAAUUCAAUUAGUUCGCUAAAAUCAAGUAAUUUUUUUAUAGUCAUACAUAUAUUAUUUUUUUUAAAAGAUUCUGACGGAUUGAUAACCUCCUCCUUUUUUUGAAGUCAAUUAAUAAAUAUUAUUAUUAUUUAUUUAU
Messenger RNA from Bicyclus anynana (squinting bush brown), 3025 nucleotides. RefSeq names its product glucose dehydrogenase [FAD, quinone]-like. Bases 284 to 2821 code for a protein of 845 amino acids. The transcript is spliced from 3 exons. The record is from RefSeq and is a predicted model, not a curated record. Lineage: Eukaryota; Metazoa; Arthropoda; Insecta; Lepidoptera; Nymphalidae. Gene Ontology annotation, molecular function: oxidoreductase activity, acting on CH-OH group of donors; flavin adenine dinucleotide binding.